This is a messenger RNA of Sporothrix schenckii 1099-18, 2412 nucleotides long. RefSeq lists its product as uncharacterized. Gene Ontology annotation, cellular component: GATOR1 complex. The transcript is spliced from 3 exons. Gene Ontology annotation, biological process: positive regulation of autophagy; cellular response to amino acid starvation; negative regulation of TORC1 signaling. Lineage: Eukaryota; Fungi; Ascomycota; Sordariomycetes; Ophiostomatales; Ophiostomataceae. Bases 1 to 2412 code for a protein of 803 amino acids. The record is from RefSeq and is a predicted model, not a curated record.
AUGGCGCAGUCAAUGGCUCUACCAGACACGUCCAGCUUUAUGGGCGUGGCGCUCGUAAUCAAUCGGAAUCGUGAAGGGCCGCGCUUCGUCUUUCACUACCCCAGUAUCAUCACCCCACCGCAAGACUCACAGCACCGCAAGGAACUCAGCAAUGAGGAGGUCGACGAUGAUGACAUUUUUGUUGAGUCGACUGCCGCACACGCGAGAGCGGCACUCGGUGGGUCCCGGGACUUUAUGCCCAACCCGAGUGAGCUGGCGCGCUGGAACCAUGACGACCACCUCGUGGCGGACAAUGGCACGCAGUUUGUGCCAUGGGAGUAUGUUGUCGGGCUGCCGACCAAGGCCCUGGAGGGCAUCUUGACGCCACCGCGUGCAUUCCACAAAAAGCGCUUCCAGAUGUCUCUUGAUUCGGUUACGUACAUCUCGUACCCGGUGCACGUCCCAAGCAACGGCGUGUGGGCGCGCCGGCGAAACGCAACGGAUAAGAACAACAGCAAAGCCAAGGACAAGGCGGCAUCGACGCGUGGAGCCUCGACUGGGCGUGCUGGCGAGACGUCCGCCGGCGGUGCUGCCUCAGCGACGCAGGGCAAAGACAAGGAAGAGAAAGUCAGUUCGAUGACCAUGUUCACCUUGGUAUUCAUCAUGAGCCCCAAGCGUCACGAAGCGAACGAGUUGCUGGACACCAUGUAUACGCAUGUUGUUCGGGAGGUCAACAAAGUGUACAAGUAUUGCCAGGAGAGCGGAGACUUUAUCUGGCAAGAGUGCAAGAAAAUCAUACAGCUCAAAGACCACGCACGAGAAGACAGAGUAAAGAUGAGUGUUUUGUGGAAAGACAUUCUGGCAGUAUCGUCGCUGGCGGCGUCCAUGAGGGACACCUACGAGGCGAUCUCCCGCAACCGGAUUGCCGUUCUGGAACUCAACCUGAGCAAGGGAUCCGUCGGGCAUUCUGUCCAGAUUCCGGUGCCAUUCUUCGCUACCGAUAUACAGCCCCAGGCAGGCGAUUCCUUAAAAAAUCUCUGGCUCACCACUGCCAACAAUGUCUCGCGGCACGAAACGCUGGACGGCGUGCCAGCCUUUGACAAGUGCUUCGCCCUGCUUCUCACGGAUGACGACGAGACAAAGAUUAUCGCGGAGCUCGAAGCCCGCGGAGAUAAGGCUGCUGCGACUAUGAUCGAACUUGUCAAGGCUUCGAAGCCGACUCUAUCAUUUUAUCAAGUUUCACAGCUCCCGGACACAAUACUCACGAUCCACCAAAUACGCGCCUAUGCACAGCACUUCAUAUACUGGCGAAGGGCGAUGGCCGUGCCGCCAAUACAUGCUAGGGACGUGUAUAUCCUGUCGCCAAACUGCGACAUUGACCAUUUAGCCCGAGCCUCUGCUGUUUUUGCAGAGACAUUUCCCUUUGCACCGCCUUUACCGGAUCUUCUUGCCAGCCUAUCUUCGGCCCCUCGACCGUAUAAAUCAUUUUGCCCAACAAAGAGCCUGCGUCCGGCGUAUUUGCGGAUCUUGGCAUGGCUGAUUCGCGGCGGCUGGGUCUGCCAGUUGUGCACAUUCGCCUACGUCGUUGUCUGGCCCGAAAUCCAAUAUGAGGUCGAGUACAACCUCGAGGCCGAGGACCUUGCACGCAUCAAGCAAAAGCAGCAGCAAAAGAUGAGAGACGGUGGCAGGGACAAUGUUCAAUCCUCCCGCACAUCCCUGUCCCGUGGUCUGAGCAGUAGCAAUCUUUACCAGGAGAAGGAACACCGGAGGCAACAACAAUACGCUGGAGACGAUUCGGACGACGGCGAAGAGGGCGACGUUGGCGAGAUUGGCGGCUUGUCGGAAAUGUCUGGCACGAUGUCGUCGAUGCCGUCCUCGGCGCGCCACGACCGCGACCGUGCUAAGCAUGGUGGGAAGUCAGCUGCCGAGCACGCCGCCGAGCGAGCGCGGCGCCAGCGCAUGGCCGAAAAGGCGGCGCAUAGCCUGGCUGAGCGGGCCACGGUCCACGCGCGCAAGCCACUGCCCACGCGGACAAGCCACCCGUCAAUCAACAAUGCGCCGCAUCUCGCAGGCAUCCAGCCAUACGUAAUUAUGGAUGCGAGCAAGCCGACGGGCAAAGAGAGUCUGUUCCUGAGCGCCAUUGAGCGCAACCUGCGUGCGUGCCGUGCCACACCCCCACCUGCAAGCAAGAAAGACGUGGCGGCACAACACGAAGGCCCGCGGAUUCGCUAUCCCACGAGCGGCAACAGCCCGGUGGACGAGACAACGGCGUGGAACGAGCGUGUCGCCGAGAUGUGGCCCGUCUUUUGGAAACACCUCAACGGCCAUUCGGCGCUAGAGCGUAUUGCGCUACUCGAAGAUAUGAAGAGAAAGGAUGUCUGGAAUCUGCUGUCGUCUAUGAGCGAGUACCUACUCUGUGUACGGCACUGGUGA